AUGGCUGAGUAUGAACCAUAUAUCCUCGGGAUUAGGAUGGAAGUUUACAUGAACAUCAAUGAGCUUCUGCAUCCUGAUAAGAACUAUAUAGACUUUAUUAGGAUAGAGGUUUGGGAUCAGGAGGCAUACUAUUUCCAUGUAGACGAGGAGCCAAAUGGUAAAUCGUGGUACUACGACAUCAAAAGGUUCCUUGAAGCAAGAGAAUACCUAAAGAAGGCCACCAAUGGUCAGAAACGAGCACUCAGAAGGCUAGCAAAUCACUUUUUCCUUAAAGGGGAAGUCCUGUAUAGGAGGACCUCGGAUUUGGGUCUCUUAAGGUGUGUAGAUGCUGCUAAAGCAACAAGAUUACUAGAAGAAAUACACACAGGAACAUGCAGACCUCACAUGAAAUGUUUCACUUUGUCCAAGAAGAUGUUGAGAGCCGGAUACUUUUAG
Molecule: messenger RNA, 435 nt
Organism: Nicotiana attenuata
Lineage: Eukaryota; Viridiplantae; Streptophyta; Magnoliopsida; Solanales; Solanaceae
Exons: 2
Coding region: 1-435 (144 amino acids)
Source: RefSeq, a predicted model, not a curated record